Molecule: messenger RNA, 3648 nt
Organism: Hydractinia symbiolongicarpus
Lineage: Eukaryota; Metazoa; Cnidaria; Hydrozoa; Anthoathecata; Hydractiniidae
Exons: 14
Coding region: 46-3486 (1146 amino acids)
Source: RefSeq, a predicted model, not a curated record
AGUUUAUGCUUUUAAGUCAAGUGUAAAAAAUGGCUUGUUUAGGAAAUGGAACAAACAAAGAGAAAAAAAGGUCAAAAAGAGAAUAAAGGCAGUGACAAAUAUGCUGAUAAAAAUGAAAUAGAAAAUAUAAAAAAAGAAACAAAAAAACUGAAGGAAAGUACAAAAUACGAGAAAGAAGAAGGAAAAGAAGAUAACAAAGUAGGUAAUGAAGAUAUAAAAACAGAAACAAAGAAGAAGGAAGAAGAGAAAGAGAAAACAAAAAAAGAAGAUAAAAAAGAAGCUGAAGAAAAAAGUGAGACAGAAAAAAGACAAGAGGAUAAGAAAGAAGUUAAAGAAAAAAAUGAGAAAGAAGAGGCUAAUGGAGAUAAUAAAGAAAGCAAAGAGAAAACAAUAGAAGAAGAAAAGAAGAAAAAAGAAAAAAAAGAAGAAAAGAAAGAAAGCAAAGAAAAAACGAAAGAAGAAGAAAACAACAUGGAAAUUAAAAAUAAAAAGGAGAAUGGUGAACAGGACAUUGAAGAUAAAAAAAAAGAAAAAAAAGAAACUAAUGCUGAAUGUAGUGCUACGGUAAUGUGGAAUUCAAAAAUCCAAAAUCCAUUUACUGAAACUAUUGACUUUCAAUUGGAAAUUGCCAAGGAAAGUAAACUUGUCGCUGGAGAUGUUGCAAGUAUAAACCUACCUUCACAGGUAUCUAUAACCAACGAUUCUGGCUUCUUGAUAGACCAUUCUGUAACUAUCCUUGAUACCAGUGUGGAAAAUGAGAUAAAUGGUAUGGAAAGUAAAGGGCCAAGCGAGGAUGAGAUUCCCAAUUUUGUUAGCAGCACACCUAGUGGUUCAAGAAAUAUUAUGCCUCAAGAUUUAUACUUCAGUGACAUAGAUGACUCUAACUCUGAUAAUGAAACUAUUUACAAUAUUCACUUGCCAAGUAUGGAACUUGUUGCACCGAAAAUUGCAGGGCCGUUCAUUUGUGGAUGUAAGCGACCAUUUAUUACCAAGUUGAUGUAUCAGCUGCAUUCAGAAAAGUGCAUUAAGGGAAAGGAACAAGGAAAAAAAGAAAUUGGGAAAGACAAAAAGGACGAUCCCAGAAGAAAAAAUGGGAAAAGUAGAAAAGAAACAGAACAAAGUAAAAGUAAUGAAAACAGGAAAGUUUUGGAAAAACCAAAUGGAAAAGAGAAAGACGGAGAAAAGAGAAUGAAGGAAAGUAUAGCAGAAACAAAAGAAGGUACAGGAAUAGAAUGGAAAAAAACAAAUGAAUUUAAAGAAAUGAAAAAUGAGAAAAAGAAAAAUGAAGAUAAAAAAGAAGAAGAAACGGUUCCAUAUAAGAAACCUUACCGUUUUUGUGUUUUUUGUAAGAAGAUGUGCUCUAAACUUACUGAUCACAUUAAAAAUUGCCAUAAAGAACUAGAGGUAGUAAAAAAAACACUAAUGCUGAAAAAAAGAGAGCGUGUGAAUGCUUUUCAGCAGAUGAAAAGAUUGGGGAUCAAAGAAUUUAAUGAAAAAGAAGCUGUUAAAAAAAAUCCGAUAUAUCAGGGUGAGAAAAAAAGAAGAAAGCAUCAAAAAUUGGUUAGAUGUAGUAUUUGUUCUGCUUUUAUAUCAAAACGAUUUUUCUCGACCCACAAACACCGUUGCUCUAAGAAGUUCGACUCUACUGCUGUGCCGAUACCGUUGCUUGAAGACUGCCUAUUAACAUCAACAAGGUUAAGCGAUGAAUUUAUAAUUGACGUUUUGGGCAAGGUCAGGGAUGACGAAUUGGGAGGGAUUGUACGAAAGGACGAAUUCAUCCUGUACUUAGGAUACAAACAUUAUAACAAGAACAAACACAAGAAAAGCAAAAUUGCGACUGUAAGAAAAACUGCUAGAAGUGAAAUGAGGCUUUUAGCCCAAAUGUAUAAGGCUGCAAUAUCGUUUGCAGGCUUUAUGGGCACUAAUGGUAACGUUAUCGAUUUAUUUUGCCGCGAGAACUUUCACCAUUUGUGUGAUGCGGUGGAGAUGAUAACUCAACGUGAGACUGGAAAGAUGAAGGCUGGUCUUAGGCAUAAAGCCUAUUAUCUUAUAAUUAAAUCUUGUAAAAGGCUACGUGAACGCUUUUUUAUUGAGAAGAAAGAGAAUCUAUCAAAUGAGAUUGAUUCAUUUUUAAAAUCAGUUAAGUCGAGCGAGGAUACAUUUCUCACUAGUGCGCAAUAUUUAUUGGAGAACGAAAAGCUGAGGAAGACAAGAAAACCAUGCCAGUUACCACUAGAAGAAGAUAUAAAGAAACUCCAUGCUUUCACAUUAAACCGCAUCAAACAUUUAACAAAUGAGUACACUCUGAUGACACCAUCAACCUUUAUAGAACUUCGUAAUGUCACCAUGGUACGUCUGACUCUUUUAAAUGCAAGACGGGGAGGAGAGGUAGGUCGUCUUUUACUCAGUGAGUGGGAUGAAGCAGAAAAGGAUGGAUGGAUUGAUCAACAAAGGCUACAAACGUUAACUCUAUCGGACCGAAUGCUUUUCAAAUCAUUAAAAAUUGCCUAUUUAGCUGGAAUAGGAAAUAAACACAUUGUGUCAAUGAUAGUUCCAAAUGACACAGUUAAAGCCAUGCAGCAUCUCUCCAGAGUCGAUUUUAGAAAAAGUGCUGGAGUUGCUAAGGAUAAUAAUUUUUUAUUUGCAAGUACACAGCUCUCAGACGUACAAUUUUCUGGGUGGCAUGCUCUCAAAGGUGUAUGUUCUAAAGUAACAGCAUUGAAAAAACCAGAGCUUAUAAAUUGGACCAACAAUCGCCAUAGAGUCAGCACCAUUUACGCUAGUUUGGAUAUUGCAGAGACUGAUAGAGAGCUGUUUUACAAGCACAUGGGCCACUCCGCCCAGAUGAACAAGGAAGUGUACCAAUCACCAUUGGCAUUGCUUAGUGUUACAAAUGUUGGAAAAAACUUAAUAGAUAUUGAGACAGGAGACCAUAGAAAACGUGACAGAACAAAAAGAGAAUCCAAAAUUUCUCCAUUUCCAACAAGAGCUUUAAAGCGUUUGAAACGGAUUGUGGAUUCGAGUUCUGAUGAGUACGAGUAUGAUGAUGAACAUAUUGAUGAUACCAAUAGUGAAGACGAUGACACAUUGAAGACGACUGUAAAUAAAAAAGGAAGUAUGAAAAUAAAGUAUAAUUUGCGAGCAAGCGUUACCGGGGAUAAUACCAGCAUUGACGACAAAGACAGAGCUGAGGAAUAUAGAAGUGACGAUUGUGGCUCCUCUAGUGCAACAAAAAGAAAAGAAACAAAAAGUGCCAAAUGGGACCAGUUCAACGAGACUUUUAUGAAGACUUUUGGUGGGUUUAUAAAAAGAACUGAGAGAAAAGCUAUGCCUAGUAGAGAAGACAUGGAACGUUUCAACUUGAAAUACAAAACAGGUUUUCAUUGGACCGCAGUUCGGACGAAAAUUAAUAAUGAGCGCAAAAUGUUCGAUCUGACCAAGAAAAGACGGCUGUGUGAUUUAGGAAUACCCUUAUGUACAAAAUAAAAACAUUUCUGGAAACUAGGCGACAGAAAGUAUUGCAAGAGUGCUUAAACGAUUUAUGUAAUAUUUAAUCUUAAAACUUUGGAAUUUUUAUGUUGUUCACAUUUUUACUUAUUUUGCACUGCAGAGAUAAUCCACACCGAGGGUUGAACAAUAAAUUCGAUU